Molecule: messenger RNA, 1716 nt
Organism: Plectropomus leopardus (leopard coralgrouper)
Lineage: Eukaryota; Metazoa; Chordata; Actinopteri; Perciformes; Serranidae
Product: protein kinase C and casein kinase substrate in neurons protein 1-like
Biological process (GO): regulation of endocytosis; plasma membrane tubulation; neuron projection morphogenesis
Cellular component (GO): cytoplasm; plasma membrane; endosome
Molecular function (GO): protein binding; phospholipid binding
Source: RefSeq, a predicted model, not a curated record
AGAACGCAGGGUCACCUUCUGUCACUGCAAGGGGAAAUACUGAAUAAAUUGCAGCACAGGCUGUUGGGUUGUAGUGCACCUCAGCGGCAGCAGCAUCUCUGGUGAUCUCCUGCAGGGGACCAACAGCUCUCUCUAAGGUUUAUGGAAACCUGACCUCCUAUUUGGAGGAGAAGUGCAUGAGGAACCCAGCUCUGCUGCAGAGAACAGGUUUAGUCAUUAGAGUGAUUUGCCACAUCCAGGAAAAUGUCUGGCUCCUACGAUGAAUGUGCGGGAAGUGACGACACUAUGGACAGCUUCUGGGAGGUGGGGAACUACAAACGUGCUGUCAAGAGAUUUGAUGAUGGCCAUCGGCUCUGCAAUGACCUCAUGGGCUGCCUGCAGGAACGUGCCAAGAUAGAAAAAGCUUACGGUGAUCAGCUAACUGCCUGGUCCAAGAGAUGGAGACAGCUCAUUGAGAAAGGCCCACAGUACGGCUCUGUGGAGAGAGCCUGGCUGGCUGUGAUGACCGAGGCAGAAAAGGUGAGCGAGCUACACCAAGACGUGAAGAACAACCUGCUGAACGAAGACGUGGAGAAAGUGAAGAACUGGCAGAAGGAAGCCUAUCACAAGCAGAUGAUCGGAGGCUUCAAAGAGGCCAAGGAGGCAGAGGAGGGCUUCAAGAAGGCUCAGAAACCGUGGGCCAAAAAGCUCAAGGAGAUGGAGGCAGCUAAGAAAACGUACCACAUGGCCUGCAAGGAGGAGAAACUGGCUGCAGCCCGAGAGGCCAACGGCAAGACUGAGGCUUCUGUCACAGCCGACCAGCAGAAGAAACUCCACGAGAAAGUGGACAAAUGCAAACAGGAUGUGCAGAAGGCUAAAGAGAAGUAUGAGAAAUCUCUGGAGGAGCUGAGUAAGUGCACCCCGCAGUACAUGGAGUCCAUGGAGCAGGUGUUUGACCAGUGCCAGCAGCAUGAAGUCAAGAGGCUGACCUUCCUCAAGGAGGCCCUGCUGGACAUCAAACGCCACCUUAACCUCACCGAGAACGCAAGCUAUGCCACCAUAUACAGAGAACUGGAGCGCACGAUCCUCGCCGCAAACACACAAGAGGACCUGAAGUGGUUCAGCAACAACCACGGCCCGGGAAUGCAUAUGAACUGGCCUGCAUUUGAGGAAUACAACCCAGACCAGGCCAAUGCUCCUCCAAAGAAGAAGAAACCAGACGGAGCCCCACCCACUCCAAGCACCGACCAUGUGGCUCCACCUGGUGACCGCAGCAGCGUGAGCAGCUACGAGAAAAACCAAGCUUACUCGACUGAGUGGUCCGAUGACGAGCAGCCCGCUGCUUACUCUGGAAACGAAAACGGUGGAAACGGGAAUUCUUUUGAAGAUGAUUCUAGCACUGGGAGAGGGGUCCGUGUCCGCGCUCUCUAUGACUAUGAAGGCCAGGAACAAGAUGAGCUCACCUUCAAAGCAGGUGAUGAACUGACCAAGACUGAGGACGAAGACGAACAAGGCUGGUGUAGAGGUCGUUUGGACAACGGCCGAGAGGGACUGUACCCAGCCAAUUAUGUCGAGCCAAUCUAGUCACGCUACUGGACAAGGACACGCCAUUGGAGGCAGCCUGAACUGUCCCGUCCAAUCGCACCGCACAUAGCCAGAGACUUAAGAGCAACACAUCCCUUGCCCAACAGAUGCGCCAAGCAGUCUUGCCUAAAUAAAAACUUAGUAACCUAAAAA